Molecule: messenger RNA, 1090 nt
Organism: Rubroshorea leprosula
Lineage: Eukaryota; Viridiplantae; Streptophyta; Magnoliopsida; Malvales; Dipterocarpaceae
Source: the annotation of a GenBank genome assembly
CUACAUCUGUAAGGACAGGUCCGAGGUACCAAGACUCGGACUGCUACAGUAACUCUUCUAUGGCCGAAGUGCAGAAUAAACCCAAAGCUUCCCGCUCAAAUAGAUGCAUGGCAAUGACAAUAAGCAUGCCCGCACCUGAUUCCUUAUGAUGAGUCGCACAACAAGUAUGGUGGACGCUUGUGCAUCUGGAUACCUCUCAAAUUCCCGGUCCCGGAAUAAUCGUCUGGAUGAACACGUCAGGCUCCGAUUAUCUUGCUUGGCAUGCCACGUGGGUUCCUUACUGGAUCCUAUAAAUACCCCCCCGGGCCACGUCAAAAAGGUAAUUGAAACCAACCUUAAGCUUUUCUUAUCUCCGCCCUAAAGGUAGCCCCGAUUAUUGCUGACUUAAGCAUCGGAGUGUCUACCCCGAGUUCCACCUCGGGGCUUUGCAGGAUUCUUGUUGACCGGCCCAUCACCGACGAGCAUCAAGUUGGCCAUGCAUCAAUUACCGACCUAUCUCUCAUCGGUAAUGAAAAAAAAGCUGCAACGCCACCGGCCAGCAGCCGGAUUCGCGGGGAGUUGCUGAAUGCCCAAUUACCGACAAGGCUUAUGUCGGCAAUUGAGCAAAAAGCUGCACUCCCUGCCGCAAGCGGCCAGCUGGUUGGCGGGGCGGGUGCAUUGGGAGUGGCAAUUACCGAGAAGGUGGACGUUGGAAAUCGAUCCCAAAUCACCGACGAGGCUCUCGUUUCAAAUUUGAAUUUGCAGGCGUUCUACUCGUCGGUGAUUUGGGUUUCCGUCCUUCUCCCACCAGCCGGAGUAAAAACUCCAUUUACUGACGAGCGACACGUUUGUAUAAUCUUAAAUUACCGACAAGUGUUACGUGUGUAGGCUAAAUAAUAUAUCUUACUCGAGUUUCUACUGUUUCUCAAGUUGCAGACUUGAUUCUUGUCGGUAAAAUGGCUGCUUCACCGAGAAACCUUGUUACCUCGGUGAUAUUUGGUCAGUGAAACUAAGUUUUCUUGUAGUGCAUCUUGUGCUUGAACUCAGUUGCAAGGUUUGUUCAUCAAAAUGAGAUAAUUUGUAAGUUUUUGAAUAUAAAAAAAAAUUACAG